AUGAGGGCGAAAGUUUGGCCAUACUUUGUAGCAAAUAAUGGAUUUAGCAUCGUUGGGCACUCAAACUAUUCAUUUGAAACUUUAGAAAAAUCUUUUGGGAUUGCUCGUCUGAGUAGAUUGAGCAUGUGGUAG
Blumeria graminis f. sp. triticale is the source of this 132-nucleotide messenger RNA. Lineage: Eukaryota; Fungi; Ascomycota; Leotiomycetes; Helotiales; Erysiphaceae. The record is from the annotation of a GenBank genome assembly.